Molecule: messenger RNA, 4413 nt
Organism: Triplophysa rosa
Lineage: Eukaryota; Metazoa; Chordata; Actinopteri; Cypriniformes; Nemacheilidae
Product: probable E3 ubiquitin-protein ligase HERC4
Exons: 24
Coding region: 16-3000 (994 amino acids)
Biological process (GO): protein ubiquitination; ubiquitin-dependent protein catabolic process
Molecular function (GO): ubiquitin protein ligase activity
Source: RefSeq, a predicted model, not a curated record
CCAUCAGUUGUGGCGAUGCUGUGUUAUUGGGGAGCGCGGGUCCGAGAGGGUCUCGGUUUGGUACAUCCUGACAAAGUAAAACAUGUGAAUGAUGUUGUACGCUGCGUUUGUCCAAAAUCAGAAAUUCAGGACAUGUCAGCAGGAAGAAGCUUUAUUGGAUUUAUCCGGAAUCGAAAAAUCUCGGUCCUGAGAUUGCGCGGUGAACCCAGUGGUCUUGCUGACAAACUAAAACAAAUAGAGCUAGCGAAUGAGGAAAUCACAUCAAUUGUCUGUGGCGGAGAUGGUGCAGUCCUGUUUGCUCAUGGAGGGAAAGUUAUUAUUAUGCACAAAUCAAAUAAGUGCAGACCUCUCAUAGGCCUGGAUAACAGACAUGUGAUUCAGGUCGCUUGUGGAGACCAGCAUUCAAUGGCACUGACACAGGAGGGUCGGGUGUUUGUCUGGGGUGAGAACUCUCAUGGUCAGCUGGGUCUGGGUGAAGGUGGAUCUGGAUCUCAGACUCCUCAACACGUUCAGUGUCUGGAUGGGGUUCCACUGGCUCAGAUCAGCGCUGGAGGAGAUCACAGCUUUGUGUUGUCUCUCUCUGGUGUUGUGUUUGGUUGGGGGAAGAACUCUUCUGGACAGCUGGGUCUGGGAGACACAACAGACAGGCAUGUGCCAACAGUCGUAAGAAGCCUGAAUGGAAAGAAAACUCAGUUCAUCUCUUGUGGAGGAGAACACACUGCAACUUUAUCAAAGGGCGGUGUUGUGUUCACAUUUGGAUCGGGAGUUUUUGGUCAACUUGGGCACAACUCAUUUAAAGAUGAACAUCUUCCACGAGUGGUUGCUGAACUGUGGGGUUCUAAAGUGUCGCAGGUCACAUGUGGGAGACAUCACACACUUGUGUUAGUGGCAUCAUCAAAGCGGAUCUACUCAUUUGGAUGUGGGACGCAAGGGCAGCUGGGAAAUGGACAAAUGAUCAACCAGUCUGUGCCAUCACCUGUACACCUGCGAGCUGAAUUUUAUGAUGAAUAUGCGUUCGGAAAACUCGUUGCUGCUGAGAAUCAUUCCUUUGCCCUAUUUUUCAAGGACCUCGGGAAUGUAUCAGCAAAUUCUGAGACCAAUCCAAUCAGAGAGAUUUUAACAUUGGAUGACAGAAUGAUUGACCAGUGGGUGUCUGAAUGUGAUAGUAAAUUAAACCAAGUGUUUUCUUCUGCUGCUUGUUUGAAUGGAAGUUUUCUCAAAACGAGUUGUGAUGAACAUUAUCAGACUUCUGCAGAUGUCUGUGGUUUAGAUUUUGACCUGGUUAAAAAAUCAUUUGCAAAACUAUCAGAGAACAAAAAGGUGACGUCAAAGGUUGUGAAGACGGUUCGGGGUGCACUUUUGCCCUCUCUUAACCCUCAAGAGGGUUUCACUAGCGUGGAAGCUCUGAGAGUUUAUCUUCUCCUCCCUGAGCUCAUCAGAGUUUGCAAGGAACAACAAAGAGUCCAUCUCCUUGAAGCACUCACCUCCAAAAUACUUCAGCUGAACCCUGACGCUCUUGAAGUGUUGGAAAAUUACUGGUCCAAACUCCCUGAAGAUUGUCUAAAAGACUUGGUGGAGUUAUUUCGCAAUGCAUCUGCUGAGUUGAUUGACAAGAUUUGUUGUGAUAAAAUAAACCGGAAUGAGCCGAAACAACUGAGGAGUUUUUUGCAGGUCCUUCAGAUGAUCUAUAAGGUCUGCUGCAGGACCCAGAAUAACAUCACAAGCAGAUAUUUCAUUAUUCAUGAGAUAAAUGUUCUCCUAACUACGCUGCAAGCCACCCUGGAAAGUUUUGAGUUAGAUUUUUCUCUUGAUCCCAUUGAAAUGCAGAAUCUGACGGAUCACUAUAUAAAAACUAUGGAAACGUUGGUCAAUUUUCCUUUCGUGGCUGAAAAUGUAUCUAAAUGGAGAAUUUUUUAUUACUUAAAGAACCCAUUCAUGAAGACAAUGCCAGAUCUCGACGAGUAUGUGGCUCUUUGGAGUGACAACACUUUGCGCAUAAGCAGGCAUUCAAUAUUGAAGGACACGCUUCAGUAUCUUAGACAGGACAUCUACUCAUUUCACCAUCCACUGAAGGUGAAGUUUGUUGGUGAGGAUGGGAUGGAUGCGGGGGGUCUUUCUGCCGAGUUCUUCUCCUUGCUUUCACAAUCUUUCCUUACGGAGAAGAAUCUGCUGAAAGUUCGUGAGAAUUCACUGGUUUGGUUCAAUUCUGAGCACACACGCAAAGAAGAUUGCUACUAUCUUGGUGUAGUCUGUGGAAUGGCGCUGUUCAACCAGUGCUACAUGAACAUUGAUCUACCACUUGUAUUGUUCAAGAAACUACUGGACCAGAGCGUCACUUUGAAUGAUCUUGAGGACAUAUCCCCUGUUGAAGCCAGAAGUUUAAGGAAUCUUCUGGUGGAGGAAGAAGAGGAAGUGGUGGAGGUGCUUUUCUUGGACUUUACGAUCAAAGGGCAAGAGCUCAUUCCAAAUGGGGCUCAGAUUCCAGUAACCAAAAUGAAUCGACAGAAGUAUGUGGAUUUGUAUGUGGACUUCAUUUUCAACAAGUCCGUGAAGAACCAGUUUGAGCCGUUCUCUGCAGGUUUCUCUGAAGGCUGUCCGGUCAAAGCCUGGAAAAUGUUUCACCCCGAAGAACUCAGAGAAGUUUUCAGUGGUUCUCCUGAGUAUGAGUGGGAAGACCUUCAGAAGUGUGCUACAUAUGAACACUGUUCUCCCUCUGAUGAGCUGAUCAAGAAUUUCUGGACCGUUUUCGUUGAGUUGUCUGAAGAAAACAAAAAGAAAUUUCUGAUUUUCAUGUAUGGAACGGGCCGUGUACCUGCUGGAGGUCUCUCAAAGCUGAAACUGAAGAUUGUGCAGAUGAACAAUCCUGAUUCAGAUGAUCUUUUACCAGCAGCCCAGACAUGUUUUGGCACAUUAUAUCUUCCCAAAUACAGUGACAUCGACACACUCCGUCACAAACUAAUACAUGCUAUCAGCUUUUGUGAGGUUUUUGGAAGGCGGUGACCAGUGGUGUAGUCUAUGUGAUAUGCAUGUAUACUGUAUGUUGUAUACCCACUAUAGGUCACGGAUUUCCAUAUACCCACUUAAAAAACAACGUAACAACUUUGUUUUGUGUCAGAACAGUGCAAGUUACUGACUUUUGGACCAUUUGUGCUACCAAAAGAUAAUGAAAACGCAAGUAUUUAAACUAUGGCAAGCGCUUUUAGCAGUUUUAUUCAGUUUUGACUAAUCAAAAUUCUACUUCCAGAUAUCUCUUCUGUAACUUUGACUCGUCAUAAUUGGAAUUCAUAUAUCUACAACAUGAUUAUGACUAGACAUAACAGGCAAUGAAGAUAUCUACAAAGCUGUUUUGACUAGUCAUAUUCUUCCAUUGACUUAUUAUCAUAUAUUUCAGAUAUCUACGAAUGAGUUUUGACUAGCAGGAACAGCAAUUAAAGAUAUAUCUAUAAAUGAUUUUGUACUAGGCAUAAUUCCAAUUGGAGAUAUCUCGAAUUAAAAUUUUACAAGUGAUAAUUUAAUUAGAGAAAAAUAUCUAACUGAAUUACCUCCAGAAUAAUUUAUAAUUUGAUAUAUCUCUAACUCGUGUUUGACUAGUCAUAAUCACAUUUAAGAUAUCUUUAAUGAAUCAUUUUUAAAGACAUCAAAUACAUUAGAUACAUUUCAUUACUAGUCAAAUUACAAUUGUAGAUAUCUUGAAUUGGAUUUUUGGCUAGGCAAAAAUUAAUAAGAGAUAUCUUGAAUUGGAAUUCUUACUAGUGAAAUCUCAUUAAAAGAUAACUGCAAUUUUAUUAUGAAUAUCUCAGUCAGAUUUUUGACUAGGAAGAUCUUUCUUUGGAUAUAUCUUCAUUUAGUUUUGUGACUUGGAAGAAUUUCAAUAUAGAUAUCUAGAAUUAACAUUCUUACUAGUGUAAAAAUUACUUUUUUUUUAGAUAUCUAAAACAUGCAUGCCUUGCGAACCCCCACCUUUUAACCACUCCUUCCUUAGAAACUGUUGUAAUCUGCCGUUUUGUCAAAGAAUUGUAUAAUAAAGGUCCUACAUCUUCGUGUCAUUCAAACUGCUUUUACAGAAAUCAUUUAAAAGUAUUGAAAUAAAAAUGUUGCUGGUGCAUGUGUAAAAGUAGCAUAAGGUAUGCAGAGGGUUUUGUCAAAUGCAAUAUCAUAAAGUAGAAUAAUGUUGAGAUGUGUGUGCUGUGGAUUAAACUGUGUUUGCCUUUAUUCCAAACUAACACAUUUACUUCCACCUUAUGGGUAAGUACCUUAAGACUUUUCUCAUGUUGUGGUAUAUAAUUCCGAUGUUCACUCGUGUCUUUUCAAAAUAUAUAAAAAAAGCAUUUGCUGUUCUUUCUUUAUUGAACAUUAUAAAUUUGGUCCGUUUUGCAACAUGACUCAAUUAAAAUUACAGCAUGCUGGACACCU